GCCCUCUGGCCGUCGGAGGCGCCACUGGCUCGCCGGCAGGAAGAGAGGGCACAUCUCCAACUCCGUGACGGCGACGGCGACGGCGAGGGGAGGAGGAGAUGAAGCUGAAGCAGCUGGAGGGCCUCCUGGGGGGCCUGACCCAGUUCUCCGACCCCAAGGUGGAGCUGGAGCAGUACGCGACGGGCCCCCACAUCGCGUCGAGGAUGCUCUACACGGCUGAGAACAGCUUCGAUGACAUAGCUGGUAAAGUGGUGGCUGAUUUUGGGUGCGGCUGUGGUACCCUGGCUGUCGCGAGUGCUCUGCUGGAUGCCGAGCAUGUCGCUGGUAUUGAUAUUGACCUCCAGUCCCUUGAACUUGCUCAAGAAAAUGCUACUGAUCUGGAGCUGGAUAUCGACUUAAUUCAGUGUGACAUAAAGAACUUAAAUUUAAAAGGCCUUCUUGUCGACACUGUUGUCAUGAAUCCUCCCUUUGGGACAAAGCGAAAAGGAGCUGACAUGGAAUUCCUUUCUAUGGGCUUGAAGGUUGCAUCUCAAGCUGUCUAUUCUCUGCACAAGACUUCUACGAGAGAAUACAUCAAGAAGGCAGCCCUGCGAAAUUGCAACGCAAUCAGUGCUGAAGUUCUGUGUGAGGUUAUUCUGAAUUCGGGAUUCUGGGCCGAAACCAUGUCUUUUGCUUCACACCUGCUGUGCUGUGGUUCCACAAGCAAAAGGAGCUCGAUAUCGCAGUCGAUCUGUGGCGCUUUGUCCCACAAGCUCGAGACGAAAGGGAAAGCUAGCAGCCUAGCAUGACGCGGCAACAUGACGAGAUCAUGAUAUCACGCUCGUUGAACCACCACAGGGCUGGACUUGCUAGAAGAAGAAAACACAUGGGCGAUUUACGCACUUUUAUCCCCUUGUAAGCGGCAGGCAAACCCCAGUAGUUUAGCAGCCAUACCCACCCUGGGCAAUAAUAGAACUUUCCAGUACAUUGCCAGGCAGGAUUGGUGCUCUCUCUGUACCAGCACUUCUUCAGUUUUUUCCUUGUUUUAUACUAGUAUCAGGGAAAACAGCGUCUUGGAACAAAAUUCAGAGUUAAGUCGGUGAGCAUAGCGAGUUAUUCUCUUCAAAGUGGAAUUUUUUGCUGCGAGUAA
Triticum urartu is the source of this 1129-nucleotide messenger RNA. RefSeq names its product S-adenosyl-L-methionine-dependent methyltransferases superfamily protein. Lineage: Eukaryota; Viridiplantae; Streptophyta; Magnoliopsida; Poales; Poaceae. Gene Ontology annotation, molecular function: nucleic acid binding; rRNA (adenine-N6-)-methyltransferase activity. Gene Ontology annotation, biological process: rRNA methylation. The record is from RefSeq and is a predicted model, not a curated record.